Rhopalosiphum maidis (corn leaf aphid) is the source of this 1020-nucleotide messenger RNA. RefSeq names its product vegetative cell wall protein gp1-like. The coding region runs from base 1 to 1020 and encodes 339 amino acids. The transcript has a single exon. The record is from RefSeq and is a predicted model, not a curated record. NCBI's taxonomy places the organism in Eukaryota, Metazoa, Arthropoda, Insecta, Hemiptera, Aphididae.
AUGGAAGAUUGCACGAAAAAGACCGGCGCAAAGAAAACCGUUCGGUUCAACCCCGAACUGCAAGUGGUGUUUGCCGAACAAGAUGAACCAGAUCGCGUUCCUGGCCUAGCUAACCUGUCACGGCCUACGCUUCUUCAGCAUGGACAGGUACACCGAUUGGGUUUGUUGCGGCGCUCGCGGCCGCGACAACAGCCUAGGCCGCCCGCACUACUGCCCAAGAAAUCAACGGACGUGUUGGCGCUCAUUAACGGCUUAUUGGAUAAGCCGUUAGAGAAAUCGCCGACAUCGUCGCCACCGUCCUCGCCGUCGUCGGUCGCACCGUCCUCGCCGUCGUCGAUCGCACCGUCCUCGCCGACAUCGUCGCCACCGUCGUCGGUCGCACCGUCCUCGCCGUCGUCGGUCGCACCGUCGUCGCCUUCGUCGGUCGCACCGUCCUCGCCGUCGUCGUCGCCACCGCCGCUGCUACCCAAGCAGCAGACGCUUCCGAAGCCAAAGCUGCUACCCAAGCCGAAGGUGCUACCCGAACCGCAGCCGCGGCCGCGCUCAAAAAAGCCGGUCUCAUGUCGGGGUAAGCAUCGUGUUAGACAUGUUACGAUCGAUGAUGGACCGUCCGGUACGGACGAACUGCCCGCCAGAAGCGGAUUUUUAAAGCCGCUUUGCGUAAAUCAUCCCGUACCACCGACGAUGGCGCCGCCCCCACCCGUGCCACCGAGGAUGGUGCCGUUCCCGCCCGUGCCGCGGCUGCCGCAGCCGUCAACGUCAAGCGACGCCACACCAAUGGGAAACGUUACUGACGGUAUAACCGUGGUCACCGAGUACCAAAAUGAUAAAGCCGGCGGUAGCGACGGCAAACACAAAGGUCGCUGCAAACCACGGGACGGCCGCUGUAAAAAGUGUGACGGUGUGGCCAACCAGUCACAAGGGGAUGACGGCGAUGGCAGCGAAAGUGACGACCACCACGGGUGCGGGAUGCGAUGUGUGCGGUUCACAGUGGAGUGCAUGGGGUGCACCAUCUCAUAG